UUUCAUUUGAUAUAGGUUGUUGUGUCAUAAGUAUUUCAAAUGAAUUGCUUUUAUAAACUAUAAUCCGUCUAUACGGAAAAAAAAUCAGAUUGAAGCCUUUGGAUAACUACCGUAUUAAGUAAUAAUUAGAGUGGAGAAGCGGAUAUCUAUGACCAAUUUAUUACAAAGGAUAAUAACACUUAGUUCGAGGAUUUAAAUAUAGUUAAAGGCCAAUGCAAAACAGCCGAAUGCAAUAAUGUAAAGAAUAAAGCGAACUAGAAAGAAUAAAGCACAAAGAGAGUGAUUCUAUGCGUAUCUAAUGAAAAGUGAUUGUUUCGAAACCUGCUGAUGUUCGGCAAGGCUAAAAAGGCGGCAAAACACUUGUACGUUUGUUUUUACGUUUACAACCGUAACACUUUGAAUAGCAACGUACAAUCAUGGGAGAAGUGUCAAACGAAAAUUUAACCAUGAAUAACCUCAGCCCUGAAGGAAAUUAUAAGAUGAAUCCAAAUAUUCAGAAAUAUUUCAGCACAGAAAAUCAUGGAGAUUUUAUUAUUAAAGGAUUGCAGCUUAAUUUCCCUGCAGGUGUUGUGCUGUCGAUGUUGUUCGUUCUGGUGUUAGUGACGUUGCAUGAAACAUUUACCUAUUGGAUUCAACACAAAUGGAAAAUCAACCGUAGUCUGAAGACUUUUAGGUCAAAAUAUGACCAACAGGCGGCUGAAAGUCGUUUUCAUUUAAUUGCUACACUAAACAAACUGUUGACAACUACCCUCUUGUAUCUUAUGGUGCUAUGUAUCGUGUCAAGAAACAUUUGGAUUCUUGUUUCCGCUAUUUUGGGAAAAGGUGUUGGAUAUCUUCUCUUCCGCCCAUUCGUGUCGGCGUACGUCAAUGUCGGUUUCGAAAAGAACAAGGAGCGACGUACGUGCAUUGAAAUGAGACAUGUUAAUGGAACUGUGUCCGGAAACAAUAUAGAAUUAAUAUGCCCACUAAUCGAGGCUUCGUGUUAAGGGUCUUAACGUUGAAAAAGAUGUCCAUAUUUUUCCAUAGACCUAAACACUGCUAAGCUUAUUGUGUUGUGUGUAAAAUAUACAUACAAUUGUU
This is a messenger RNA of Mya arenaria, 1080 nucleotides long. RefSeq lists its product as uncharacterized. The record is from RefSeq and is a predicted model, not a curated record. Gene Ontology annotation, cellular component: membrane. Lineage: Eukaryota; Metazoa; Mollusca; Bivalvia; Myida; Myidae. Gene Ontology annotation, molecular function: copper ion transmembrane transporter activity. The transcript is spliced from 4 exons. Gene Ontology annotation, biological process: copper ion transmembrane transport. Bases 417 to 986 code for a protein of 189 amino acids.